Messenger RNA from Aspergillus ruber CBS 135680, 1873 nucleotides. Its product is annotated as isocyanide synthase family protein. The transcript is spliced from 4 exons. The record is from RefSeq and is a predicted model, not a curated record. Bases 216 to 1697 code for a protein of 493 amino acids. Lineage: Eukaryota; Fungi; Ascomycota; Eurotiomycetes; Eurotiales; Aspergillaceae.
UCAGGAUGGAACGCGAAGAGGCUGAAUGAAGAACAGUGUCAGAGAAAUGACAGACGUGACAGACGUGAAAAAUGAGAAAAACGUGACGGGAGUAUAGAUAUUUAAACCGGGUUGAAAUGGACCAUAUCGUUGAAGAAUCAAGCACAAUCAUUCUAUUCUCUUCUACAAGGGUCCCAGAAUUAGAAAUCGCUCAGAAUCUGUGAAACUUCGGCACAAUGGCAUCUCUUUCCCUUCCAGUUGAGCGAAAGCUGUUCAAUCCUCUAUGGUGGAGAGAGAUGCUUUUCCCGUGGCAGAGCCAAUUUCUUAAGACCUCCUCCGUGUCCGAUGUCGAUGCUGGCAUUCCAGCAUCCAAAGUCAUCGAAUGUCACCAAGUCAAAGCACCAGCGAAGGCUUCCUCGACUGAGGACUACGUCAAGGUCCCUAAGGAUGGGGUCACCAUUACCGUUACUGAGCUUGAAUCCGAAGAUGACCUCGAAGUUGAAGAAGACAGAGCAGUCACAAUCAUCAGUGAGCCAGAAACCGACUCGGACAAACUUGCCAGCGAUAUCCUUGACGUUAUUGGAGGAUAUGGUCUUCACACCCAACCUAAAGAUGUGGAGGGACCGGUCACCAGUUGGACUGGCAAGUCGUUCUUCAUGGAUCGAGUAAAAACGCAGGUGGCAAAGGGGCAUGCUAUUGAGAUGAUUCUUCCUGCUUUUCCCUGGAAGAGUAUCAACAAAGUAGACAAGGUUACCGGUGUCCUUCCUGACUUGGGUGAAGAGCUAGCACUGUCUCGUCUCCAUCAGCUAUGCGAGGAUAUCAAAGUGGUUUACCCACCUGGAGGCGAGGUUCAUAUUGCCACAGAUGGAUUGCUGUUUGAUGACGUGGUCGGAAUCACCGACGAAAGUACCUGGGCCUACGGCGACGGCCUAGUCCAAAUGACCAAGUCUAAGGGUUACAACAAAUCAAUCAAACUUUUCCGAGUCAUGGACAUCCUCGGCUACACAGCCAACACCGGCCUCAACAAAGAAUCUUACCUCUCUCUCGCCCAGAAAUGCCGCAACGAGAUCCUCGAGAAAUACGGCCGUACCGAAGAAGAAGUCCGCGAAAUGAUGCGUGAUGACCCAGACACCUUGCUCACAUACUGCGGCUUUAUCCGCUUCCUUGAGACUGACCUCCGACAUAGCCCGGUAGCAGCAAAUGCCACCAGUGGCCAGAAAUACCGAAAAAUUGUCAAGAAAGUCGCCAUCAAUAUGAUGAUCCGGGCAGAGUCGUUUACAAAAUUCUUGCAGGCGACGAAGCCGGAGCAUGUUCGAUUGUCUAUUCACCCGUCUAGCGGUAGCGUCAAGCUGUCUAUUCCUCUAAUUGUUCAAGGCUCGGGUGCCUUCCCCAAGUCACCAUGGCACAGUUCCAUCGCUGUUGCUCUUGACGGGACUUAUACCACUGUCCACUCCAAGGCCGUGCGUGACACGCACCGGUUGAUGUACAAGGACGGACGGCCGUACUUUUACCGGGAGAAGUCUGCCCUAUGGGAUUGGGAAGAUGAGGAUGUUAUUUUCGAGGCGCAGUACCCAAAUACCAUGCUUGUUUACCCUAAGUCAGGUGUUGAGAAGUCACUUACCGAGUCUCAGCUGGAGAAGGUGCAACAAUUGAGGGAAGUUCACAAGGGUCCUGUGAAGGUGAUCGGAUUUGAAAAUGCAGCAGCAGCAGCAGCAUGAAGGACUCGUCUUUGGUUUUAUUUAUAUUUGGGUUCCCGAUUGCGUUCUUGCUUGUUUGUAUUUAGUGUUUUAUUGGAUAUAAAUGUCAAUAGAGGAUUAUGAUUUUUUUCAUUUGAAGAGCUGUUUUAUACUUGGGAGAUCUUCCUCUGUCACCCUCAAUGCGUAGGGAUUUCUAG